Molecule: messenger RNA, 1425 nt
Organism: Aspergillus steynii IBT 23096
Lineage: Eukaryota; Fungi; Ascomycota; Eurotiomycetes; Eurotiales; Aspergillaceae
Exons: 3
Coding region: 1-1425 (474 amino acids)
Source: RefSeq, a predicted model, not a curated record
AUGGCCCCUGUUACCAACCGUCAAUGGGGCUCUGAUAGACUUAGCUCUCAUGGGUUCAAGUCCCAACCCUUUAUUGUGACCACCUCAUUCGACAGGAUCAGCAAGGACACUCGCAAGCUGAUUCGGAGCCAUGUAAUGCGUGGCAAGAACACGUCCAAGGAUGCUGGAGCAAAACUGGUUUACGGGUCAUGGGUCAAUGGCCCGGACUCACUAAUGCCACCGGGGACCCUGACAUCAGAAGAGGCGCCGUCAUGGAUUCCCCCGCCCCGUACACUCUGCCGAGACCUGGAGACGUUCACUUUUGCCGACCAACUUCAACCGUACACAUUGGAGCUGGUUUUUAAGUUCUUCACCAUCCUCAAGCAAUCAGUGUACCCCAUUGAAUUCUGUCUAGAGUUUGAUCCGGCAGCGUCCAUCUGGUAUAAAUACCUUCUGGUUGAUGCAGCCUUUCAUCACUCCCUGCUCUGGACAACUCAGUCGUAUUUUGAUUGGAUACAGGGCGAUAACCUGUCAGCGAAAGCCUUAUUCCAUGAAGCCAAGACCCUCCAGCUCCUGCAAUGCAGGAUAAACGAUCCUGAAUUCGCACUCCGUGACACUACCAUCGCGGUGGUUGUUACUUUAGUGAUGGUUAGCGCGCUCGUCGGCCACGUGAGCGUUGUAAAGAAGCAUAUGAAGGGGCUGAAUCAAAUCAUCACUCUGCGGGGCGGAAUGAGAGAACUGGCAAAGAAUGCCCAACUUCAGAUCAAGGUGUGCCGUGCUGACCUUUGUACAUCGCUUCUAAGCGGAAACCAACCUUUCUUCUUCUCUGGAGGCAUGUCCUGGCAGCCUUAUUUAGCCCGGCCUGCAGAUAUCAAUGAUUUCCUGGCUACAAACUUCGCCGGCUGCAAAAUUGAUAAAAGGCUUGCAGGCGUUGCUGCCGAUCUUCGAAGAUUCUCCACAUCAACGAACGUGGCCUUUGCCACGGGCCGCAAGAUUGCCGGGGAGGUUUAUCAAGAGAUCUUGAUCUCGACUCAAUAUCGACUAGUCACCUUGAAGUUCGAUCAAGAUGAUAUAAAUGAACUUGUCCGCCUGGGACUGUUGGCGUUUUCCUCCAGCGUGUUCCUUCAAGGAGGAGGCCUCAGAGGCCGAUUUGUUUCUCUUUCCACGCAGUUCAAACGAAUUCUCUGCAAAGUGAAUUGGACGAACCCAGGUCCCAGGAGAAUUGGUCUCUGGCUCCUAUUCUCGGGGCUGGUCGCCGCCGUGACUCAAGAAGACGACGAUGUACUCAUGCCACUCUUGCGGGAGCGGCUUCGCGAGUCGGGCCAAUCGUCAUGGACCGGAGUCCGAAGCAUCCUGAAGAGUCUUAUGUGGAUUGAUGCGCUCCAAGACAAGAGUGGCCGACAAGUGUACGACCGAGCUGUCUUGGCAAUCGAACAAAUCUCAUAG